AUGUCCCGAUACGCAGAUGCACACAUGAAUCCUGCCGGCCCCGGGGACGCUCGCCCGACAGCGAUUCAGAUCGUCAAGGAUGAACGAGCAGAGGGCACUCUGGCUGGGAAAGUUGUUGUCAUUACUGGGACUUCAUCUGGCCUAGGCAUCGAAACAGCCCGUGCUCUAGCCUUGACCGGAGCAAAGAUGUUUUUGACGGCCCGAAACCUCGACAAAGCCAAAACCGCCCUCGAGGGCAUCCUCAAACCGGGACAUAUUGAGCUCGUUGAGAUGGACAAUACUUCUCUUGGCAGCGUCCGCGCCGCUGCGAAAAUCAUCAUUCAGAAGUCUAACAACCAGGUCAACAUCCUGAUCAACAACGCCGGUAUCAUGGCUCUGCCCAACUUGGAAUAUACCAAGGAUGGGUUCGAGAUGCAGCUUGGGGUUAACCACCUUUCCCAUUUCCUACUGUUCGAGCUUUUGAAGCCAGCUCUUCUUGCCAGCGCGACCCCUGAGUUGUCAUCUCGAGUUGUUAACCUCUCUUCUUCUGCCCACCAUGUCUCCUCGAUCAACGAAUCCGGCAACUACAAUUUCGAGAAGACUGAGUACAACCCGUGGGUUUCAUAUGGGCAAUCAAAGACGGCCAAUAUCUACAUGACGAAUGAAAUCGAGCGGCGCUAUGGGCCGAGAGGAUUGCACGCCAACAGUGUUCAUCCUGGAAUGAUUUCGACUCCGCUCAUGGUUCACGUGGACCCUGCCGCCUUGGAAGGAAUGCAGAAGGAUCCCAACAUCCCAAAAUUGAUGAAGUCGCCAGAGCAGGGCGCUGCAACAACCGUUUGGGCUGCAAUUGGGAAGGAAUGGGAAACUAAGGGUGGGGAAUACCUUGCUGAGUGCUGGAAGACUACUCGAGGAAAUGACAAGCAUGAGAUCGCUGGUGAAGGAUUUGCAGGCCAUGCUUAUCACCCUGAGAAUGAGGCUCGUCUGUGGAAGGACUCGCUCAAGAUGGUCAGUUUACUAGACGAUCAGUAG
This is a messenger RNA of Fusarium vanettenii 77-13-4, 1008 nucleotides long. RefSeq lists its product as uncharacterized. NCBI's taxonomy places the organism in Eukaryota, Fungi, Ascomycota, Sordariomycetes, Hypocreales, Nectriaceae. Bases 1 to 1008 code for a protein of 335 amino acids. The transcript has a single exon. The record is from RefSeq and is a predicted model, not a curated record.